Messenger RNA from Pistacia vera, 924 nucleotides. RefSeq names its product receptor-like protein 9DC3. The record is from RefSeq and is a predicted model, not a curated record. The transcript has a single exon. Lineage: Eukaryota; Viridiplantae; Streptophyta; Magnoliopsida; Sapindales; Anacardiaceae. The coding region runs from base 1 to 924 and encodes 307 amino acids. Gene Ontology annotation, molecular function: protein binding.
AUGCUUGAAGUUCUAGAUCUCGGAAACAACAAGAUCAUUGAUAGUUUCCCGUAUUGGUUGGGAGAACUUCGGAAGUUGCAGGUUCUUGUUCUUCGCUUCAACAACUUUUACGGUUUUGAGUGGGGUUCUUCUGAAUUUAAUAGUUCUUUCCCUAUGUUGACGAUUUUAGAUCUCUUACACAACAAUUUCAGUGGUCAUUUUCCAACAAGGUUCUUUGAGAAUCUAAAAGCUAUGAUGAAUCUUGAUGAAGCCAAAAGGAAGUUGAAUUAUAUGGGUGAAACAUAUUAUCAAGAUUCACUGGCGAUGGUAGUUAAAGGUUUUGAAAUCCAACUGCAGAAAAUUGUUACUAAUUUUACUACCAUUGAUUUUUCAAACAAUUGUUUUCACAGAGAAAUUCCAAACUCAAUUGGAAAACUUCAUUCACUUCGACUCCUCAAUCUCUCUCAAAAUAGCCUAAAUAGUCAUAUUCCUUUGUCUUUAGGAAAUUUGACUGCACUUGAAGCUUUAGACCUAUCUUCAAACAAGCUUGUUGGAGUGAUUCCAUCGCAAUUGGUAGGUUUGACCUUUCUUGCAAAGUUAAACUUAUCACAAAACCAUCUUGUGGGACCGAUUCCCCGAGGGAACCAGUUCGAGACCUUCCAAAAUGACUCGUACAGUGGAAACCCAGGACUUUGUGGAUUUAUGUUGUCGAACAAAUGUGAUAUUAAUGAGGCACCACAACCAGAAUCGUCAAUAGACCAUGAUGAAGAACACAACAUUUCAACCUGGUUAGAUUGGAAAGUCAUUAUGAUGGGUUACAGAAGCAGACUAUCACUCGGCUUAUCUAUAGGAUAUAUAGUUUUCUCAACAGGAAAACCACGAUGGUUUUUACGGAUGAUUGAUGGACUUAUUCAAAGAUACAAUAGAAAGACUAAGCAAAAGUGA